This is a messenger RNA of Phytomonas sp. Hart1, 754 nucleotides long. NCBI's taxonomy places the organism in Eukaryota, Euglenozoa, Kinetoplastea, Trypanosomatida, Trypanosomatidae. The record is from the annotation of a GenBank genome assembly.
GCACAUCUAACAACCAUGGGCAUUGUUCGUAGCCGUCUGCACAAGCGCAAGAUCACCGGUGGGAAGACCAAGAUCCACCGUAAGCGCAUGAAGGCGGAGCUGGGCCGUUUACCCGCGAACACGCGUCUUGGACCGCGCCGUGUGAGCCCCGUUCGCGCCCGCGGAGGGAACUUUAAGCUGCGUGGCCUGCGCCUGGAUAACGGCAACUUCGCCUGGGGUACCGAGGCGAUAGCCCUUCGCUCGCGUAUUCUUGACGUUGUAUAUAAUGCGACCUCUAAUGAGCUGGUACGCACGAAGACCCUCGUGAAGAACUGCAUCGUGGUGAUCGACGCCUCGCCGUUCAAGCAGUGGUACGCCAAGCACUUCGGCAUUAAUUUCGAUGCCGAGGCGAAGGGCCCCAAGGCUGUCCAGGAAAAGAAGGCCCGCAAGGUUGCGGCCUCCGCGACGGUUGUGAAGUACGACAUCACCAAGGCCUCGACGAAGCUGCAGCGCGCCUGGGCAUUCCGCCGCCGUUCCCACAAGAUCGAGAAGUCGAUCGCGGACCAGCUGCGUGAGGGCCGCCUCCUUGCUCGCAUCACCAGCCGUCCUGGUCAGGUUGGGCGUGCCGAUGGCAUGAUGCUCGAGGGUGCUGAGCUCCAGUUCUACAUGAAGAAACUUGAGAAGAAGAAGUAAAUGCUUUCAUUCAUUUUCUUUAUUUAACUUAUUUACCCAUUAAAGUAACAAUCUGCCAUACUGGGUGAGGAGCAAAAAAAAA